Messenger RNA from Diorhabda carinulata, 6137 nucleotides. Its product is annotated as zinc finger protein 184-like. NCBI's taxonomy places the organism in Eukaryota, Metazoa, Arthropoda, Insecta, Coleoptera, Chrysomelidae. The transcript has 13 exons. Bases 104 to 2824 code for a protein of 906 amino acids. Gene Ontology annotation, molecular function: DNA-binding transcription factor activity, RNA polymerase II-specific; RNA polymerase II cis-regulatory region sequence-specific DNA binding; zinc ion binding. Gene Ontology annotation, cellular component: nucleus. Gene Ontology annotation, biological process: regulation of transcription by RNA polymerase II. The record is from RefSeq and is a predicted model, not a curated record.
AAUUUUGCCAGUGCUGUCGACUGAGUUGGCUUGGGUUUUGUCAAAAAUAUAAUGAAGUGAUUUUGAUCACAAAUUAUCUAAUUUAAUUACAACUUCGAUUAAAAUGGAGAAUGUAAAUCUUAAUCUGAUUUGCAGAACUUGCAAAUGUGUUAGUCCACAUAUGCGAUCGCUCUUCGAGGGAUAUGAAAAUCCUCAUCAGAGUCCCCGUAUUGACGAGAUGCUAAUGGCCUGUGCUUCAGUUCAGGUGAUAUGUGGAGAUGGUUUACCUACUUUGAUAUGUCAAAUAUGUGUAGAACAAUUAAAAAACGCUUUUCUUUUCAAAAAACAAGUGGAAAAAGUAGAUGUUGGUUUAAGAGAGUACGCAAAAAAUCUCAAAGUAAAUGAAAUUAAACAAGAACUACAAAACUCGGAAUUUAUGGAAUCUCUGAACACUCUCGAUAGUAUUUUAAAUGAACCAGCUACAAAAGAUGUGUCAAUUACUGGAGAAACUGCUCCUCCUCAAAAGUUUGAAACUGACUAUAUUCAAUUUAUGGAUAACAACCAAAUGCUUCUUACAUGUAGAGAAUGUGCAAAAAUGUUCACAACUUUGGAAGGUUUACGAUGCCACAAACGUAUUCACACAGGUGGUAUGUACAAAUGUAAACAGUGUGAUAAAGAAUACACAAGACUUAACCACCUACAACGCCAUGAACAAUCCCAUAACAGAAGAAAAGUCCAUGUUUGCAGAAUUUGCAGUAAAACUUUAACAAGGAUGGAACAUUUAAAACGUCACUUGGUAACACAUUUAAGGGAGAAACCUUUUUCGUGUAAAACUUGUAAUAGGGGUUUUAAUCGGAUUGAACAUUUACACAAUCAUGCACCUAGAUGUAAAGGUGACACUGUAUAUCCAUGUGAUAUUUGCAAUAAAGCCUUUAAUCGUGAAGACAGCCUCGAGGUUCACAGAAAAAUGCAUGAUUCUACCACUCCAAAGUUGCCUACCAUUGAAAAUCUCGAUAAUAUUGAGGAUCAUUAUUAUCAAAUUGAUCAAGAUCCUUCUGCUGAUUUCUCUGAUCAUUCAGAUGUAGAUGAAUGCUUUGAACCACAAGUAGAGGUGACUGAAACGACAGAAGAUAAUAAAGAAAAGGUCGCAGCUGAAAUUUCAAAUCAAGAAGAAGAAAGCAUUCACAGUGAUGGAUCUAUUGGUGGUGGAGAUAUUGAUAAUGAUAGUGACGAAGAUGAAGAAUUUGAUGAAGAUAGAAAGGAUAUUGAAAGUGGGGAGGAGAGAGAUAAUAAAGAUGUUUCUGGAGCUGAUGAUGAAUGUGAAGACCAAAAAAAUGUUAAACUUGAAGAAGAAAAACCAGCUGUUGAUGAAGAUGAGGAGUAUAUCAAAAAUGUUAUUGCUGAGGUGGAAGGUGAUGGAUCAGAUGAUGAUGGUGAUUCUGAUAAAGAAAGUAAUGAUUCUGAUUAUGUUCCUCAGAAGAAGGCUUCACCACCUGUCAAACGUGGACGAGGAAGACCUCGUAAAAGUGUUGAUUCUCCUCCAAAACCAAUUAAGAAAGAAGGAGGAGCAAGAAGAGGUCGCAAACCCGGGUCCAAAAAUAAGAAAACAUUGAUGAGAGAAAGAGAUAUGGUUAUAAAAGAGGAAGAAGAUGAUUAUGGAGAUUAUCCAUGUCCAGUUUGUAAUGAAAUGUUUAAUACUAUGAGUAAAUUGGACAGACAUGCAAAGAUCAGUCAUGAAGGAGCCAAGAUACACAAAUGUAAUGUAUGCAGUAAAGCGUUCUCUAGAAUUAAUCAUCUAAAGAGACACAUCACUUCCCAUUCAACUAUUAAACCGUUCCGUUGUACCGCAUGUCCCAAGAGUUUUAACAGGCGCGAUCAUCUUAAACAACAUCAAAAAUUACAUGAAAGGACCAACGAUUAUGAAUGUGAGGUCUGUCAGAAACAGUUCAAUAGAGCUGAUCACCUCGCCAAACAUAAAGCAUCUAAACAUGGCAUAGGAGAAAGAAUUUGUGUAAUGGGCGAGAAAAAAUAUGAAUGUCCUUUAUGUCACAAAUUCUUUACUACAGAGAAAUAUAAAGAUGUGCAUGUAGCUGGUCACAAUGGUACUAAAGAAUAUUCUUGCAAAGUGUGUGAAAAAACGUUCUUGUCUAAAUCUCAUUUAACUGAACACAUGAAAUUCCACAAUGAACAUUCCAAGAAGUUCCUCUGUUCAGAAUGUGGACAAAGAUUUAUAAGAAAUGAUUAUUUGGUUAUACACAUGAGACGGCAUAGAGGAGAAAAACCAUUCAAAUGCAAAUAUUGUGGAAAAGGUUUCCCGAGAACAACAGAUCUGACUGUACAUGAAAGGUACCAUACUGGUGAAAAGACUCAUUUAUGUACAAUUUGUGGUAGAGGAUUUGGAAGAGCAUAUAAUCUCACUGUUCAUAUGAGAACACACACUGGUGAAAAACCAUACCAGUGUACAUACUGCGAUGCUGCUUUCGCUCAAGGUAAUGAUCUGAAAGCUCAUGUAAGACGCCACACCGGAGAGAGAUUCCAAUGUGAAUUAUGUACAGAAAGUUUCCUUAUGGGCUACUUGUUAACACAACACAAGAGAACUGUCCAUGGACUGAAUGUGGUAAGCAACAUAAGACGAUUACAGCCAGUUCAUAAACAAGAAAAUCCGGAUGAACCACCACCGAUCACAAUUCCGCUACCAAAACCUGUAAUUCCAGACAAUGUCAUGUUUAACGCCUUACAUGCGAAUGCUCUACAUGCGAAUGCCCUUCAUGCCAAUGCCCUUCAUGCUAACGCUCUCCAUGCGCAAUUGGCUGUUGCGCAACUCCAUCAUUUAACUCGAGAAUAAGUAGAGGAAAUAUAGUCAUUAAUACACUUGCCUUUGUAAAUACCAUGUGGUCAUCUAAUUAGGUUCACAAGAAAAGUUGUUAUUAAUAUUUAAGAAUAUUUACAGUAAUCUCGUCGUACAUAUUAACUAUGUAAUAUAUUAGAAAAUAGUGACUAAUAGGUACUAAUCAUAUAGAUCAGUAUCAGUGUAAUUUUAUAAAACUUACUGGGACGCUAAUUGUCUUGAUAUUUCACUUUUCGUCUUUCAAUUAUAUAGUUUCUUAUAUAUGGAUUAAAUGCACAUCUCUAAUUUGUAACGUAAUGAGAUACGAGUACUUAGUUACAUGUGUUUAUUUCAGGAGGCUGUAAUAUUUUCAACCUCUCUACAUACUUAAUGAUAAUAAUUUGAUGCUAUUUGAAUAUUAUCUUUAAUAACGUUGCUUAAAUGUUAGAUAUUAUGGUCUUUUUAACAAUUUUUUACAAUAUCAUAGCCUUGUGGAACUAACAUAUGUUAACUGAGAAUGUAGUAAAUAGUAGUGGAUUGACUAGAAAUUUCAGUUCAGAUUAAGAUGCUUAAUACAUUUUACAUAUGUGCAAUAUUACCGAAGAAAAUAUCAUUUAUUUGAUUCCUAUAUAUGACAGUAAUUUGGUUGUUAAUUCUUAUUCUUUAGUUUUUCCGAAAAAAGGAUCAUUUGUCUUGUACUAACGUCAUAAGGAAUAUAUAUAAAGUAAUGGAAAUUGAAAGGUGAGGACUUUUUACAAAAUUGGGUGGAAAAGGGCUCCAAUUAUUUACAAAGAGUGAGAAUAUUUACACUAAAAUUUAUAAUGAGAACAUAAUUUUGAAGAAUAUUCAGAUUUCAAUUGGAAUUUUAUGUUAUUCAUAAUCUGUCUACUACUAUAUACAUCAAUUGUUAUUAAUAAAUUCAAUUAUGUAUAAUUAAUUGAAAAUGUUUGGUAACACUAGUUUACGCGGUUUCUAUACCCCAACUAAAGGCUCUUAAUUAUUGUUUUUUCAUAUAAUACUUAGCUAAAAAAUAUAAUAAAAAGGUUUUGUAACAUCUGGUUUUAGAAAUACUUUCUUAUAAAAUUAGGUUAACUUGAACUGAAUAAUAACAGAAUAUUUUCGAAAUGACCAAUUUUUGCCCUUUUCAUUACUUUUUGGUCAAUUUCAGUUUUUAUAUACCAAGUUUGUUGAGCAGCAAAUGAUUCUUCAAUGACAUAUUCUCUCGUAUCUAUUGAAAAAUUUUCAAUGUCAGCCAUAUCUUCCCAAUUUUCACUUGUUUCGUUUCCCAAAACUUGUUGAAUGACCAAUACCAACUUUUUGAUUGGCAGAUACGAGGCUUUCAAACUGAUCUUUCAGAACUUUAUGGAUGUCUCAGUUUAACAUGUAAAGGAGGUAGAAUAAUGAUGUUUGGAUUAUAAAUCGAUAAAUUCCACUGAUGUGAGCAAGAUCCAAAAAGUAUUAACUUAGAUCUUGGUACUUGUAAAUAUCUAAUAGAUCAUUUAUUCAGAAUGAUUAAAUAAAUGUGGAAUAUUUUCUUACACAUUGUCAUCUUCUCAUAUAUAGGGUACUUACAUUUUUCUAAAAAUUAUUAAUUUUUUUUACAUUAUAAUUUCUUAAUAUCGGAAAGUAAAAUAUUUAAUUAAAAGUGAAAAAAUAAUAUCUAAAUAUUUAAUUGAAUCGAAAAAAUUUCAAAUUUUCAACUACAUAAGAAAACGAUUCUCAUUGGUUUUCAUUUGUGACGUCAUAGGUUAAUAAAAACACUGCGCAGUCUGCUUGAUGAUCACGAAGUUAUCGUUGCCGGUAACGUAGUGUGUGCUGUUGUAAUUCUGUUUUUAUUUAUUAGUUACAUAUAAAUAAAACAUUUUUCUAUAUAUAAGAAUGAAGUGAAUAAAACUAUUAUAAGUUAAUUUCUUACAUUACUACAUAAUCAUGUUAAAAAUUGAAAGUAUAAUAAAUAAAUUACUCUAAAAUAUUAUUGGAAUAAGUUAAAUUUGAAUCUUGAUUACAUUAAAAUGAUCCUGGCAACUGAAGUAAUUACAUCUCGCAGGAUCGUCAAAACGACCAACACUUUAAAACCAUUUUUUUGUGUAUUCGGAUUUCUUGGCAUCAUAAAAAACUUUAUCAGGUAGUAGAAUUUCUCCAUCCUGGCAUGAAACACGAUUUUUAUACCAUUUUUCAGAUUAAUCAAAGUUUUAUAAUAUCUAACGCUUAUUUUAGAAUAACUGCCGAAUUUAUUUUGUAACAUAUGUUCAGAGUUUAUUUUAUACCUACGAUGUCACGCAAUAUGGCGGCCUUACUGAAAUGUUUAAACUACCUACAAAAUUUUUGUAUUUUUAAUAAUUUUUUUCUCUAUAAACAAAGGAUUAAAAAAAAUUAUAAUAAAAGUUGUUUAUAUAUAAAGUAUCCAAAACUAUUUUUUUUUCUGAAAUCAUUCAAGUACCCAAUUACAGAGACAAAUUGGAUGGAAGGUAUUUUAAAUGUAAAAUUGGUUUAGUAACAGAGGGAACAUCGGCAUAAACAAUACUUGCCUUAUUUUUUAUAUUGUAUCUCACUAUCUUUGUAUCACAGUAGUAACAGUUUAUUUUCAUAAUUGCUAGGUUUUCUCUAUAUCAUUAGUGAACCAAAUGGAAGAAAUUAGUUUUCUUCGACUAACCAUAUUAGUAAAACAAAUCGCUUUCACAAAACUCAUUUGGUACAUACUUGUUUUCUGGGUUCGCAAUUGAAAUCCAAAAUAAUGAAGAUAUGCACAUUUAAAGAAUCUAUGAUGAGUUUUCUCUUCUUUAAAAUUGUAAAUUGUUCACAAACAUAUCAAAAAUGAUCAGAACUUUGUUUGCACUUUCUACUUUUUAAAUUAAAUUUGAAAUGAGAUAUUAGACGCCGAUGAGUAAUUGACGAAUAUUAAACUUAUGUCAUGAUACGAUUGGAGAAAAAAAUGUGACAUGGUAAGAGUUUUUCUGUUAUCACUUCUAGAUUUAAAAAAUGUCGACUGACUAAUUGAUACAGUUGUGUUGGGUACGUAAAGAAGUCAGAAUGUGUAAACUAGUGUAAUUUUUUAUAUGAUGUAUAAAAACAUAUUUAUAAUCAUUUAUACAAGUAUUCAGAUGAAUUUUAUUUCCUUUAUUUUAUAAUCUGUCCAUUAUACAGAUAUACACAUCGAUUGUUAUUACUAAGUAUCAUAUUCAAUAAAAGUGAUUGAUAAUUUUUUAUGCGAAAAUAUAUUUAUAUUGAUUUAUGAAGGUAUGCUAUGGAUUUUAAUUAGCUGUAAAUAUUAUGGUUAUAUGAUAAUAGUUAUAUAAUACAAAGCAUUAAAGUAAGGUUUUUUAUUGUAUAA